AUGAUUUGGGAUGUGAUCGUCGUAGGAGGCGGCCUCGCCGGGUCGGUCAUUUCCAACCGCCUUGCGGGGUACCGUCCAGAGCUCAAGAUCCUCGUAGUGGAAGCUGGGCCCAACGCCAACGAUCGGCAAGAUAUCGUCUGGCCUAACUCCACAAACACUAUUGGCGGAGAUUUUGACUGGAAGCUCGCUUCCGUUCCUCAGGUACACGUGGACAACCGGUCCAUCACCCUCGCCCAAGGAAAGGCUCUGGGCGGCGGAACUGUCAUCAAUAUGGGCCUGUGGACCCGGGGUGACAAAGUUGACUACGACCUCUGGGGUGAAGCUGUUGAUGAUGACCGUUGGACCUACGAUGGACUCUUACCAUACAUGAAGAAAGCGGAGACCUUCUGGAAUUCUACGAUCAACUCGGAUCAGCAUGGUUAUGACGGGCCAGUGGAAAUACAGUCCGUCACAUCAACAAAGCGACCAUUCCCUCUUCGUGAGAAGGUGCUGCAGUCGUGGCACGAAAUUGGCGUCGAACCCAUUCCGUUGUUUGAUGGCAAUGCCGGGAACCCUCUCGGUGUUGCCGAGUACACUGAGAACAAGAGCAAUGGUCGACGGGAGAUUGCCGCCGCAGUUUACUCCCUAGAAAAUGUGACAGUGCUAACGGAUACACAAGUCGCCAAGGUCCUCCUUUCUAACACGACUGAGGGGCUGAUAGCCACAGGUAUUGAGCUAGCGAACGGAACCCAUAUUUUAGGUCGGCAGACUAUUCUCUCAGCCGGUGCAGUUCAUACUCCGCAGCUUUUGAUGCUCUCGGGCAUCGGACCCCGUGAUGAGCUUGAGGCGGUGGGCGUUGACGUGAAGCUUGAUGCUCCUGAAGUUGGCAAGAACUAUGCCGAUCACUUCCUGUCGCCGUCAUCCUGGAAUGUCAAGAACCCUGAGGAAGGCUGGGCGGUAGGAUCUCCCGCAUUCCCGACAGCGGAACAGUACGGCUGGGGGACCGCCACAGAUUUCAUCGUCUGCUCCAGUGUACCAAAAGAGGGACUCGCCAAGGCUAUUGAAGAAGAUGAGGGUGCUGCACCCGGCCCCGAUCAUCCUCUCUUGAAGCAAGAACGUACCUUCUUCGAACACUUCUUCCUCUACUCUGGAUCUACCGACGGCUCAAAAGUCGCAAUCUCCGGCAUCUUCAUCUUGCCGACUUCGCGGGGCUCUAUCAAGCUUGCGUCUGGAAACAUUACCGACUCGCCCUUGAUCGACCCCAAUUAUCUCGCGACUGCCGUCGAUCGCUACAUCGUACGUGAGGGUAUUCGUCAGGAAAUUACUUUUGCUGGCAGCGACAAAACAGUUCUUGGCCGUGAGAUUCUGAACGGCGAAGCAGUUCCGGCAGGGUUUGACGAACCGUACACUGUGAACUCGACUGAUGAGUACAUCGAUGCAAGGAUUCGUGCUGCUGCUCGUUCCGUUCAUCAUCCGAUGGGCUCAGUAGCGAUGGGCAAGGUAGUUGGUGGCGAUCUCAAGGUCAAAGGGGUGCAAGGCCUGCGUGUUGUGGAUGCGUCAGUCUUCCCGGUGGUUAUCUCUGCUCAUCUUCAAGUGGCUACAUUUGCUCUUGCUGAGCAGGCUGCCGAAAUCAUUGCGAAAGAGUAUUAA
Colletotrichum siamense is the source of this 1629-nucleotide messenger RNA. It is a transcript of the gene pdh3-1, whose product is annotated as Pyranose dehydrogenase 3. The record is from RefSeq and is a predicted model, not a curated record. Bases 1 to 1629 code for a protein of 542 amino acids. The transcript is spliced from 4 exons. Gene Ontology annotation, molecular function: flavin adenine dinucleotide binding; oxidoreductase activity, acting on CH-OH group of donors. Lineage: Eukaryota; Fungi; Ascomycota; Sordariomycetes; Glomerellales; Glomerellaceae.